CUCGCAAUUUUUGACACAGAAAACUCAAGAGCUCAGAUUUGAACCCAAAACCUCUGGACUCUCAUGCACAAUUUCUCACCACUCAGUCCCACCGUGGAACUGAAUUCACACAUCCCGUAUAUUGGGGAAGUCCCAGCCUACACCGAGAGUCAAUAUGCAAAUGAGCCGCCAAGGUUAGAGACAGACUAGUCUCACCCGCAUGUUCAAACAAGGCAUCAAAUUCAUCUCUCAAGGGAAUCAGCACCAAUGGGCGCCAAGUGCCCUGCGGGUCAGUACUGGGACAGUUUGAUUAAAAAAUGCCUGCAUUGCAACGUGAUGUGUCAACAGCCACUGGUCAUCACCAAGUGCACCAAAUACUGCGUGUUAGCCAAUUGUAAAACGCUGCCUGGCCACUACUAUGAUGGGCUUCUGAUGAAGUGUGUCAAGUGUGGUGAUGUUUGCGGGAGACAUCCAGCAGAGUGCUUCCUGCACUGUCACGCUCCCGUGACCACUAAAAAGCUCCCGGUUCAAGUGACCUCACAGCCUCGAAACGCCAGUGGGGUCUCUGUACAGACGGCCUUGGAAGACCCCUCCAUCCUCCUCUAUGCCCUCCUGGCCCUCUGUAUGGUUCUGCUGGUGUCCAGCCUGUGUCUUGCCUUGGUCAUAUUCCUGAGAAGAAGAUCUGAAACCAACGCCGACCGAGCGGUCGUCAAGCAGGGCCAGGGAAGUGCUCAGCGAAGAGGCCAGCUGGGUUCAAACGUCAAAGAUCUCAUGGCGCAUGCAAGAGGUGCUACUGAGCCGUCAGAUGAGUCCAGCCCCACUGAGACCUGCGUGUGCGUCCACUGCUACCCUGAUCCCAUCACGGUAGUCAGCAACAAUAGGGCACCAUCCAGAGCACCGAUGGCGUACGACCAACAAGCUGUGCUACACCAUGCCCUGAUGCAAAAUCGGUAUCCCCUCUGGACACAGAACGUAUCUCACACCUCCGCGUUGGAGGUACAUGAUGAGUCAAUGGUGGGAUGACCGAGACUUGAUCAUUUCAGGUUAUUGAGAGUGCAUCAAUAAGCAGCAACAAUGGUAGUAUAGAAAAUGCAAUUACAAUAGGGCUAUUCUUCCUGGGACGAAUUGAAAAAUAAUUCCAAAUCGUACAUUAUUGACUGAAAACUCACCUAUCUGCUGCUUUGGUGCUGAAAUGUUGAUAGGAGCGUCUCAGCUUCAUUUUGUCAGACAAGUCAAGUUUAAUUGAAAAGAGUGUUUUGCUGCUAUCUGGUGGUGGCUAAAGGUAAUUACAACGUUUUCUUGGUUUCACCGAAAAUGGCGCAGCCUGUGUUGGUCGGGAAAAAAAAUCUGGAUUAUAAUUCUGCAAUUAUAUUGACAAUUUUUGUCAACUGAAAAAGGAGAUGAAGACAUGUAAUUUAAUAUCUUCAAUCAUGUUCUACUUUUGAAGGGAACUCCUUUGCAGCUCCCUAAAUUCAUCUGAGGGAUUGUUUCUUUGUGAUAUUUUGGUUCGCAACAGAAGUCAAAUGCACUAAAUAGACUUUUUCGACCACCACAAUUUGAAUGAAUACAUUUGGCUGCUUUUGGAUUUUGUACCAGUGUGACUAAAACCUCUUGGGGAAUCAAUUUGGUCUCUUGGUCUUUGGCAUCAAGGAUGUUAGAAGAAAUGGUCGUUGCCUGCCAAAGAGAGAAAGCCAAAAGAGACCGUUAACAAAGACAAACAACUGCAGUGCAAGGCAUUUUGGAAGAACCAUUUAUCUGUCUUGUUCAUGAGAACGAAAAAAAUGCUUGCUGGACAUCUUCAACUGGCUCAGGCCAGUCGAGAGGAAUCAGUUCCGAUAAUUCUACCUUGCUUUGACAUCCAGCACCACGCGACCCUCAGCAGGACAACUGCAGCAGACGUGGCAGGGAUACAAAAUCACAAAGACAAAGUACAUUACAGAUAGAUUUUUUUUGUUUGUUUGUUCUUUAUUUGAGUGUCUUGCCAUCACUGUGCGUCCCAGUCUUUGCAGUCAUUUUGUAUUCAAGGAAUGACUUCACAGGUCAAGACACCGUUUCGACUCCCGUGGCUGAAUCCAGCGACAUAGAAGAACAAAAAAAAA
This is a messenger RNA of Hippocampus comes (tiger tail seahorse), 2078 nucleotides long. RefSeq names its product TNF receptor superfamily member 13B (gene tnfrsf13b). The record is from RefSeq and is a predicted model, not a curated record. The transcript is spliced from 5 exons. The coding region runs from base 247 to 1002 and encodes 251 amino acids. Lineage: Eukaryota; Metazoa; Chordata; Actinopteri; Syngnathiformes; Syngnathidae. Gene Ontology annotation, cellular component: plasma membrane. Gene Ontology annotation, biological process: negative regulation of B cell proliferation; hematopoietic progenitor cell differentiation; B cell homeostasis.